AAUAUAAACUUCAAGGGUUUAGCUUGUUUUCAAAUUUACCGGUGAAUCUGCAAUCAAAGUUAGUUGAUUUCUAUCUACUCAUCGGACUAAUCUGCAGGGCAUCUUGAGAGAAUUGUGUUGACAUUGAACCAAAGAACUCCUCUGUUUGAUCAGACUGGGCGAUGGUUAUGGAGGAUGUGCUUCUGCAUGGAACGCUUAACUUGACGAUAUUCGAAGUUGAUGGAAUUUCUGGAGGAAAAUCUGCUGUUUUCUUUCAUAAGCUAGCAAAGGAAAUUGGAAAAUGUAUCGGGUGCGGAAGACCCACGUUCAAACUUUAUACUACGGUCGAUAUAGGCAAAACUCGAGUUUCGCAAACCCGACUAACGGAAAGUGGUCACUGCAACCCAAUAUGGAACGAGUCCUUCCACAUAUACUGCGCCCACUCGGCUUCUCAAAUUACCUUCUCCAUCAAGCAAGCUGAUCCUAUCGGAGCAACUGUGAUCGGAACUGCUUCGCUUCCCAUUAGGGAGAUCGUGAAGGGACAAGAAGUCGAGAGGUGGCUGGAGAUAUCAAGGGGAGAACACACAUCCCUCCACCAUGGUUCGAAGAUCCAUGUCAAGCUGAAAUUUGAUAGCGCCGCUGGAGACCCGCACUGGUCUAAAGGGAUUCGGAGUCCUGACUUUCCGGGAGUGCCUCACACAUUCUUCGAACAAAGGAAAGGUUGUAAAGUCACUCUUUAUCAAGAUGCUCAUGUCGAAGACGGCUUUAGCCCGAAGAUCCAUCUGGCCGGCGGCAAGCACUAUGAGCCUCAUCGCUGUUGGGAGGAUAUUUUUGAUGCGAUAUCAAAUGCCAAGCAAUUGGUUUAUAUAGCUGGAUGGUCGGUGUACACGAAGAUCACAUUGAUCAGGGAUCUAAAGAGGCGAAAACCAGGAGGAGACAUGACCCUCGGAGACCUCCUGAAGAUGAAAGCUGACGAGGGCGUCACUGUCCUAAUGCUCGUUUGGGAUGACAAAACCUCGGUUCGAGAUCUUAAGAAAGAUGGAGUGAUGGCUACUCAUGAUGAAGACACUAGGAGUUUCUUCCAUGGGACUAGAGUUCAUUGUGUCCUAUGCCCUCGGAAUCCAGAUAAUGGCCGGGGCCUUGUUCAAGGUACGGAGAUUGCUGCUAUGUUCGCGCAUCACCAGAAGAUGGUGGUGGUUGAUAGCGAGGCGUUGGGUGGAGAAUCCGGGAAGAGAAGGGUUGUUAGCUUCAUCGGCGGAAUCGAUCUCUGCGACGGGAGAUACGAUACUCCUUCCCAUCCCCUGUUCAGGACAUUGGACUCGGUUCAUCACAGCGAUUUCCACCAGCCGAAUUUCAAAGGCGCGUCCAUCAAGAAAGGCGGACCAAGAGAGCCUUGGCACGAUGUGCAUUGUCGGCUCGAAGGCCCAGUAGCCAGAGAUGUGUUGAUCAACUUCGAGCAAAGAUGGAGAAAGCAAGGACAAGGCGACAACUUGCUUGUCAAAGUGAAUGCCGAUGUAUUCAUGUCACCAUCUGAAGAAGUUUUGCUCGAUGAUAGCGAAUCGUGGAACGUUCAAUUGUUUCGCUCCAUCGACGGCGGGGCGGCUAUUGGAUUGCCAGACAUCCCAGGCGAUGCGGCGAACCACGGCAUCGUUAGGGGCAAAGAAUACCCCAUUGAGAGAAGCAUCCAAGAUGCUUAUAUCAACGCAAUUCGACGGGCGAAGAAUUUCAUUUACAUCGAGAACCAAUACUUCCUGGGAAGCUCAUUCUCGUGGGAGUCUAGCGACACCAAGGUCGAGGAGGCCGGCGCUCUUCCUCUUCAUCUUAUCCCCAAAGAGUUGUCGCUAAAGAUUGUUAGCAAGAUUGAAGCAGGGGAGAGAUUCGCAGUGUAUAUCGUCCUCCCGAUGUGGCCGGAGGGAGUUCCAGAGAGUCAGUCAGUUCAAGCUAUAUUGCACUGGCAGAACCGGACGAUGGAGAUGAUGUACAAGGAUGUAGCACGGGCCAUCCGCGACAAGGGGCUCAACGCAGACCCGACGGACUACUUGACAUUCUUCUGCUUGGGCAAUAGAGAGACUGAAAAACACGGGGAAUACAUACCUGCUGAGCAGCUAGAACACGAUUCAGAUUACCAGAGGGCACAGCAUGCGAGGCGAUUCAUGAUAUACGUGCACGCCAAGACGAUGAUCGUCGACGACGAAUACAUAAUCGUUGGAUCAGCCAACAUCAAUGAGAGGUCAAUGGACGGUGCCAGGGACACCGAGAUUGCGAUGGGAGCGUACCAGCUGCAUCAUCUAGCCAACGAACGACACCGAGCCAGAGGCCAGGUCUACGGCUUCCGGAUGUCCUUGUGGCACGAGCACCUGCGCGAGCAUCACCACUCCUUCGAUCACCCCGAGAGUUCGGAGUGCGUCCAGAUGGUGAACCAGAUCGCUGAUCGCAAUUGGAGGCUAUACUGCUCGAAGAAACUUGAUCGAGACUUGCCGGGUCAAUUGCUCAAGUACCCAAUUACAAUCACUGAGGAUGGAAAGGUUGCAGAGCUACCUGGUAUGGAGUUUUUUCCAGAUACAAAGGCUAAAGUUCUUGGGUCCAAAUCACAUGUCCUACCAUCACUACUCACUACAUAGAAAUAAAAUUCAGUGCAUAAUAAUUGUUCACUAGUCACAGAAUUACUCAAUUUUUAGUUGUUCUUAAAAAAGAUUGAUUUAUUACUUUCCGUAUAUAUGUCAAUGUAUUUACAUUAAAAUAUGCUUUUUCAAUUAGUACGAGGUUAAUGCUGUUG
Molecule: messenger RNA, 2755 nt
Organism: Rhodamnia argentea
Lineage: Eukaryota; Viridiplantae; Streptophyta; Magnoliopsida; Myrtales; Myrtaceae
Product: phospholipase D alpha 1-like
Exons: 4
Coding region: 162-2600 (812 amino acids)
Biological process (GO): phospholipid catabolic process; phosphatidylcholine metabolic process
Cellular component (GO): plasma membrane
Molecular function (GO): calcium ion binding; D-type glycerophospholipase activity
Source: RefSeq, a predicted model, not a curated record